This is a messenger RNA of Saitoella complicata NRRL Y-17804, 483 nucleotides long. RefSeq lists its product as uncharacterized. Gene Ontology annotation, molecular function: protein heterodimerization activity. Bases 1 to 456 code for a protein of 151 amino acids. The transcript has a single exon. Gene Ontology annotation, biological process: tRNA methylation; rRNA (guanine-N7)-methylation; peptidyl-glutamine methylation. The record is from RefSeq and is a predicted model, not a curated record. Lineage: Eukaryota; Fungi; Ascomycota; Saitoellomycetes; Saitoellales; Saitoellaceae.
AUGGUCAAGGUCCUUACUGGUAGAUCUGCCUGCCCUCACACAUUGCCCUCCUUCACCGCUGACCUCCCUGCAGUCAACUUCCUUACUUGCGCUGCCAAGGGGUGCACCUCCAGUCCCAAGGCAUACCCUCUGCACUUCCAGGAUGCCGAGCUGAUCCUGCAGGAGAUGGACUUUAACCCCGUCUUCAUCGCAAAUAUCCUUCCUCGGGUAGAGUGGCCGGCACUGCUUACUACCACAACGGAGCUCGGAAACUCUGCCAACGUCCCACAGCAGAAGCCUGAGGACGUUGACCCGGAGCGUGACGAGGAGAUGCUCAAGGCAUUGCACGAGGUCCUCCUGGAGACUCAGGUCAUGUCUGGCAAGUUGGUGUGUGGAAACUGCGGUCAUGUUUACGAGGUGCGCGACGGCAUUCCGAACAUGCUCUUGAACGAGCACGAAAUCCCUACCUCGGCUUAAAAUCAUGCACGCAUUUGAGGGGUAUAC